AUGACCUGUAUGAACAGCACAUCGGAGAAGGGUGAGGAAUGGUCCCACCAGCUGGUGAUGCUUGUCUUCACUUUACCCACCCUUUGCUGUGGCUUGGUGUUGAACGGAGUGGCACUCGGCACAAUCUGCUGUAAAAUAAAGCAGCAGACCAAAUCCGUCAUCUACAUGACCAACCUCAUCCUCUCCGACUUCCUCCUGCUCCUCUCACUGCCUUUCAAAAUCUACGCUUUCCAUGUGGGCGACCAGUGGCCCCUGAAGAGAUGGUUCUGUCAGCUUCUGGAGUCCCUGUGCUUCGUGAAUACCUACGUCAGCGUCCUGCUGAUCACCAUGAUCUGUGUGGACCGCUAUGUGGCCAUAAAGCAUCCUUUUCUGAGCAGAGCCACCUCGUCCUGGAAGAAGACAGCGCUGAUCUGCUCCGCUGUCUGGAUUGUAGUGGGCUCGGCGAGUCUCCACUUUUACUUCAGCAGCCAUUCCCAAUCCUGCUUUUACCGGCUUUCCCCGGAGGUUUCCAGGAUGGAGUUCAUCGUCACACUAGAGAUCCUGUUCCUGAUAUGCAUGUUUUUGAUGAUGUUUUGCUCCCUGCGGAUCAUCUCCAACCUGAAGGUUCGAGCAAGCGAGACCCAUGACAAGUGGGGGGGCAAGUCCGGUAAAAUCAUCCUGUCCAAUUUGCUCACCUUCCUCCUUUGUUUCACGCCCUAUCACACGGGCUUGUUGCUGUAUUCCUUGGCAGUCAAUGAAUUCUUCCCAGUUCAUUUCGAAUCAUGUGAAUAUCUGCGUGAGGCUGUGCAUUAUUGUAUCUACUUGGCCAAUGUCAACUGUUGCCUGGACGCUGUCUACUACUUCUAUGGCAUCAAGGAAUUGUAUCAGUCAAGAUCUCAAGAGAUGCCAAACUCCAGCACUCAAUUGGGCACAUGCGAGACAACUGCGGAUUUGUCCUUAGGUCCUCCGCUCAACACCCAGUCAGAUGUUUUUGAACCAAGUUGUUCAGGGAUAUUAUUACACACUUCUGGAUCAAAUCAGACUUGA
Chiloscyllium plagiosum (whitespotted bambooshark) is the source of this 1026-nucleotide messenger RNA. RefSeq names its product G protein-coupled receptor 35-like. The record is from RefSeq and is a predicted model, not a curated record. NCBI's taxonomy places the organism in Eukaryota, Metazoa, Chordata, Chondrichthyes, Orectolobiformes, Hemiscylliidae. Gene Ontology annotation, cellular component: plasma membrane. Gene Ontology annotation, molecular function: G protein-coupled receptor activity. Gene Ontology annotation, biological process: phospholipase C-activating G protein-coupled receptor signaling pathway; positive regulation of Rho protein signal transduction.